Dentiscutata erythropus is the source of this 215-nucleotide messenger RNA. Lineage: Eukaryota; Fungi; Glomeromycota; Glomeromycetes; Diversisporales; Gigasporaceae. The record is from the annotation of a GenBank genome assembly.
CAACUAAAGCUUCAUCACAAAUUACUCUUGAGAAACAUACUUUGGGACGAAACCAAUUACCUGUUUGGAAAUUUUUUUAUCAAAAACGAAUCUCUUUACCUGGACAUUUUUUAGCAAAAUGUUCUUAUUGUCCAGCUAAGUGGUUAAGAGGUGAACUACAAAAACUUGAAGCCUAUCUUGCAUUAGAGUAUCCUAAUGUAGAUAAUGAGAUUUAG